Pyricularia grisea is the source of this 861-nucleotide messenger RNA. RefSeq lists its product as uncharacterized. NCBI's taxonomy places the organism in Eukaryota, Fungi, Ascomycota, Sordariomycetes, Magnaporthales, Pyriculariaceae. The transcript has 2 exons. Gene Ontology annotation, biological process: vacuole fusion, non-autophagic. The record is from RefSeq and is a predicted model, not a curated record. Bases 8 to 520 code for a protein of 170 amino acids. Gene Ontology annotation, molecular function: endopeptidase inhibitor activity.
CACUCACAUGUUAGUGCCACUGACCCUGCACCCUCAUCAUCUACCCGACGCUCCGUCCGUCACGACAACUUCAAUCAACGCUACCGUUUACCUACCUACCUAUCUAAGCCACUUGCAUAAGGUAAACUUUAGCUGGAUUGAGAUAAAUAACCUCUACGACCCAUCAACUAGCACCCCCGAACCUUCGUCACUAUCGCUCAAAAGUCCACUCAAUUCCGGCAAAAUGAAGCUCUCUGCAUACGUUAUCGCUGCAUUGACACUGGUCUCAACCGGCCUGGCGGUUGAGGUCAAGAAGCAAGUCAUCGUCACAUACCCUUCCGACACCCCGGACUCUGUUAUACAGGCGGCGAAGGACAAGAUCACAGAGUCCGGCGGCGUCGUCACUCACUCCUACGACAUCAUCAAGGGCUUCUCCGCGACGGUCGGCGAGUCGAUGCUGAAUAGCAUGUCGACCGAGGACGCUCAAUACAAGCCUACCGUUGAGGAGGAGCAGAUUCUGUCAAUUUAUGGCGAUGCCUGAGCGGGAGGAGCAUUACACUUUGACAGUACGAGGCGCAUAUACGGUAAACACUGAACGGUGUUCUCGAAUUGCGACAUGUCUUGGCUCGAGCAUGUCGACAUAUUUCUUUGGCGACACUGAAGAGAUAAACAAACGGACUAGUCUUUUGGAAGAAGCAUUGUUAUUAUGGAAACAGAACAUAAGGGUUGAGUUGGCGUUUUCGGAAACUGGCGCAAAAUCAUGUGGUGUUAAAGCGUCGUCCGCUUGGCUCGAUUGAUGUCGAAGACUGGCGCUCCUGGCACUUUUCUUUUUAGAUUCAAACGGUAGUAAUUAUUUGGGACACGGCUGUUCCUCUGCCUUUG